Juglans microcarpa x Juglans regia is the source of this 1663-nucleotide messenger RNA. Its product is annotated as mitochondrial arginine transporter BAC1. The coding region runs from base 262 to 1173 and encodes 303 amino acids. Gene Ontology annotation, biological process: mitochondrial L-ornithine transmembrane transport. Gene Ontology annotation, molecular function: L-ornithine transmembrane transporter activity. The transcript has 8 exons. The record is from RefSeq and is a predicted model, not a curated record. NCBI's taxonomy places the organism in Eukaryota, Viridiplantae, Streptophyta, Magnoliopsida, Fagales, Juglandaceae.
CUUUGUUUGGCCAAACGAGUUUUACUUAAAGUUUAGACCUUGAGUUUUUCUGCGAUACAAAAAAGGGCAGCAAAAGGCUUUACGACGUUUAGGCGAGCAAGUCAUAAAAGCUUCCGUAGUACUUUUUUUGUGUCUUUCAGAGCAUGAACAUUGUUGGCCAAAGGCCGAUAGUGACAAGGACUCCUAUGAUAGUCCCGAAGUAGCAGCCAAAAAGAGAGUUUCAGAGAGACAAAGUAGAGCGAACGAGGAAGACAGAGAAAGAUGGGGGAGAGUUCCGGUUACAAGGAGUACGUGGCAGGCUUGGUCGCCGGUGUCGCCACUGUCAUCAUCGGCCACCCCUUUGACACAGUCAAGGUGAAGCUGCAAAAGCACAAUACUGAAGCUCAUGGGAUUACAUACAGGAGUGGUUUACAUUGCACAUCUAGGAUUUUGAAGACCGAAGGAAUUAGAGGACUUUAUAGAGGGGCAACCUCAUCUUUUGUUGGGGUGGCUUUUGAGAGUUCACUUCUUUUUGGCAUUUACUCCCAAACAAAGCAGUCACUGCAGGGAGGUGUACAAGGUGGUGGCCCACAACUCCAAGUGAUAAUUCCUUCUGCGGCUUACAGUGGAGCUCUUAUCAGUUUUGUAUUAUGUCCAUCAGAGCUGCUGAAGUGUAGGAUGCAAGUUCAAGGCACUGACUCUAUGGUUCCAAAGUCCAGUAGAUAUGGUAGUCCCCUUGAUUGUGCCCUCAAAACCAUAAAAACUGAAGGGGUUACAGGAAUCUUUCGCGGAGGUUGUACAACAUUGCUAAGAGAAUCUGCUGGCAAUGCAGUCUUUUUUAGUGUUUAUGAGUAUGUCCGGUAUUACAUGCAUUCACGACUAAAAGCUGCUUCAUCUUACCAUAGUCACUUGAUUGACAUGGGAAUUGGGAUUGUGAGUGGUGGCCUUGGUGGUGUAGCUUUUUGGUCUGCUGUUUUGCCCUUGGAUGUGGCAAAAACUAUAAUUCAGACUGCCCCAGAUAAAAGCUCUUCAAGGAAUCCUUUUCAAAUCUUGAGCUCAAUUUACAGGAGGGCUGGAUUUAAAGGAUGCUAUACAGGUUUGGGUCCUACCAUAGUUCGGGCAUUUCCCGCCAAUGCGGCUGCAAUCGUUACCUGGGAGCUAGCAAUAAAAAUUUUAGGCAUCAAGCAUGACUGAAGAGGUUAUUUUCAAUUACCACAUGCUUCAAUUUUUUUGUUCUCAUUCCCUAUAGCACAUCCACUGGUUGCUAUUUGGUAAGAUUUCACCCAGAAAAUUGUGGACACAGCCAGACCAUGGGAGUGCUGAUAUCUAAUAAAAAAAACUUCACUGGAUAUUUUUCGAAACAAGGCUCCACCAUCUUAUUUUGUAGUCCUUUAUUUAGUGGCUGGACUGAAAGGGGCGAUGUGUUUGAGUUAUUACAAUUCUUGGUUGACGGGCCUUUUGCUUCAUUUUUGGUUUAUCCGUUAAGGAUGGAUUGAAAGAUUUACUUUGUAGUCUACUAAGUCUAGUUGAAGAUGCUGGUCAUGAUGUUCAGUUGGAGUUAGAUUAGCUUGGUCUCACUAGAGAUUUUUCAAGACUAAUUGUAACGGUUCCUAAUUAUUGGCAUUUUUUGGAGUGCUGGGCUUUGGACAAGUUUGUGCUCAGGAAAUAUAGAAAUUAUUUUCAA